AUGAAGACUGAUUUAGUACAAGAAACACAAAAUGUACUCAAUCUGAUCGCUAAACGCGAUCUAGAUGAUGACGAAAAACAACAAUUGAUCAAUGAAACCGUUGAUAACUUCAAUGAAUACAUCAAUCCAGGUUUCUUGAAAUAUCGUAAAUCAUUUUCACCUGAUUACGUAGCCGUGGAAUGGGCUGAUAGUGGUUCAACCUUCACCUGUGUUAAAGGUGUCGAAUACAUUGAUUGUCUAGGUGGAUACGGUAUAUACAAUGUUGGUCAUCGCCAUCCGAAAGUAGUUAAAGCAGUUAGAGAUCAAUUAGAACGUCAAGCAUUGCAUUCACAAGAAUUACUCGAUCCACUACGUGGCUAUUUAGCGAAGAUUUUAGCUGAAUUAGCACCAGGAAAUUUGAAGUAUGCGUUUUUUACCAAUAGUGGAACCGAAUCUGUCGAAGGUGCACUUAAAAUGGCUAUGCUUGCUACUGGUCGUCGUACUAUUAUUGCUGCUGUUGGUGGCUUCCAUGGUAAAAGUCUAGGGUCAUUGAGUGCAACUUCCAAAGCUGUUUUUCGUAAACCAUUUUUACCGUCAUUACAUAAUAUGCGUCAUAUUCCAUUCAAUGAUUUACAUGCACUUGAACAGACAUUGGCCUGUCUACAAUUUACAGGCGAUGAUGCCGCUGCUGUUUUACUUGAACCAAUUCUUGGCGAAGGUGGUAUUAUUGUACCAGGUGAUGACUAUUUUCCAGGUGUUCGUCGUUUAUGUGACAAAUACGGUGCACUUUUAAUCGCAGAUGAAGUUCAAACUGGUAUGGGACGAACAGGCAAAAUGUUCUGUGUCGAACAUUGGAGUGUCGAACCCGAUAUUCUCUGUUUGGGAAAAGCAUUUGGUGGUGGCAUCAUGCCAGCAGGUGCUUUCAUUGGUACCGAAAAACUGUGGACACCCAUAUUCUCCAAUCCAUUUUUGCAUACAACAACAUUCGGUGGCAAUCCAUUGGCCUGUGCAGCCGCUAUUGCAACAAUCAAUGUUAUACUUGAAGAACGUCUUUGCGAACGUGCACGAACUGUUGGUGACAUAUUCUUGGCUAAAUUGAAAUCAACCAUCAAGCCAUAUACACCGCAAUUAACUAUUGAUGCUCGCGGUAAAGGUUUAAUGUUAGCAUUAGAAUUCGCUGACACAGACAUCGGUUUCCGUGUCUCUAAAGGCUUAUUUCGCGAGAAAGUUCUUGUCGCAGGAACUUUAGUUAACGCCAAGACCAUUCGAAUCGAACCACCAUUAACGAUCACUUUGGAGCAAGUUGAUAAUGUGAUUAAUGCGUUAGGGAAGGUUUUGAAAGAGAUUGCAAGCGAAUUGAAACCUCAAUUAAUCAAUGAACCAAUUCUUAAACCAUUACCAAUAAAUAUUCUUCAACAAACUGUCCUUUCAAGACAAUUAUAA
This is a messenger RNA of Adineta ricciae, 1422 nucleotides long. NCBI's taxonomy places the organism in Eukaryota, Metazoa, Rotifera, Eurotatoria, Adinetida, Adinetidae. The record is from the annotation of a GenBank genome assembly.